Messenger RNA from Anthonomus grandis grandis, 1643 nucleotides. RefSeq names its product catalase-like. The transcript has 8 exons. The record is from RefSeq and is a predicted model, not a curated record. NCBI's taxonomy places the organism in Eukaryota, Metazoa, Arthropoda, Insecta, Coleoptera, Curculionidae. Bases 36 to 1589 code for a protein of 517 amino acids. Gene Ontology annotation, molecular function: heme binding; catalase activity. Gene Ontology annotation, cellular component: mitochondrion; cytoplasm; peroxisome. Gene Ontology annotation, biological process: response to hydrogen peroxide; hydrogen peroxide catabolic process.
GUGUUGGCCAUAUUGUGCCCGCUUUAUCAUACAAAAUGCCCAAUAAACAGUUUAAAAGAGAUGCUGCUGCUAAUCAGCUUGUGCAGUAUGCCUCAAAACAUGAAGGUGAGCAAAAAACCAUAACAACAAACUCCGGUAACCCAGUAGGCAACAAGGAUGCAAGUUUAACAGUUGGAUACCAUGGUCCCACUUUGCUGCAGGACGUGAUGCUCUUAGAUGACUUAAGUCACUUUACCAAAGAGCGCAACCCCGAAAGAGUGGUGCAUGCAAAAGGAGCGGGAGCCUUUGGGUACUUUGAAGUUACUCAUGAUAUCACCCAAUAUACCGCGGCAAAGGUUUUUUCGGAAGUUGGGAAGAAAACACCUAUUGCUAUGAGGUUUUCCACUGUAGCAGGAGAACGUGGUUAUCCAGAUACUGUCAGAGAUGUUCGUGGUUUUGCUAUUAAGUUUUACACUGAAGAUGGAAUAUGGGAUAUCGUUGGAAAUAAUACUCCAGUUUUCUUUAUUAAGGAUGCUGCCUUAUUUUCCAGUUUUAUUCAUGUAAUGAAAAGGAAUCCAGUAACUAAUCUUCGUCCAGACUAUGAUAUGUUUUGGGAUAUGUGUUCUUUAAGACCAGAAACAACCCAUCAAACUCUAAUUACAUUUUCUGACAGAGGAGUUCCAAGGUCUUAUAGGCAUAUGCAUGGAUAUGGAUCUCACACCUAUGGGUUCGUUAAUGCGGAAGGGAAAUUCUUUUGGGUUAAAUUCCAUUUUGUGACCAAUCAAGGAAUCAAAAAUAUUUUAUCAAAAGAAGCCGAACAGUUGGCAGGCCAAGACACUGAUUACCAUACUAGAGAUCUCUAUAAUGCUAUUGCUGAUGGAGAUUAUCCUUCAUGGAACUUUUACAUCCAGGUAAUGGCCCCCGAGCAAGCAGUUAAAAGCCCUUACGACCCGUUUGAUUUGACCAAAGUCUGGCUUCACGCAGAUUAUCCAUUGAUACCCGUAGGCAGAAUAGUGCUCAACAAAAACCCCAGCAAUUAUUUCGCUGAAAUUGAACAACUUGCUAUGGAUGUAGCCCAUUUAGUCCCAGGGAUCGAACCAUCUCCAGAUCGUAUGCUUCAAGCAAGAAUGUUUGCAUACAGAGACACCCAUCAAUAUCGCCUUGGUCCAAAUUACUUACAGCUCCCAGUCAAUAGCCCUUAUAAAGUUCAUAAUUAUGCCAGAGAUGGGUAUGGUACCAUCAAUAGCCAAGGUGGAGCUCCCAAUUACCAUCCAAAUAGCUUUGAAGGUCCUGUUGCUGAUAAAAGAGCCAAUGCACUUACGCCUAGUAUACCAUUACAUGGAGAAGCCAAAAGAAUUGAUAGUGGAAACGAUGACAACUUCACACAACCACGUCUUCUAUACCAACGUGUCUUGAAGGAAGAGGAAAAGGAACGCCUGGUGGAAAAUCUCGUAGACUGGUUAAAAAGAACGACAAAAAAAUUACAAGAAAGAUCAAUCAAGAAUAUGUUUGACCCUGUGGACAAAACUCUUGGGAACAAGUUGAGGGAAGCCUUGAAUUUGCACGAAGACUUUAACCUGGACAUUGAUCAUGAUGAUGAUGAUUUUUAACUUAUUUUGUAUGUUUAUUCAUUAAAAGGAGUCAUUGCUCCAUGAUAACGUGAA